Diprion similis is the source of this 4858-nucleotide messenger RNA. RefSeq names its product histone-lysine N-methyltransferase EHMT2 (gene G9a). Lineage: Eukaryota; Metazoa; Arthropoda; Insecta; Hymenoptera; Diprionidae. The record is from RefSeq and is a predicted model, not a curated record. The coding region runs from base 487 to 4404 and encodes 1305 amino acids. Gene Ontology annotation, molecular function: histone methyltransferase activity; zinc ion binding; protein-lysine N-methyltransferase activity. The transcript has 12 exons. Gene Ontology annotation, cellular component: nucleus.
UGGGAUACAUCGGAUUCAACACUUUCGAAUAAGAGUUUAAAAAUAAAGUGCGGUGCGGUUGGGACGUCCCUGAAGCAAUCAAUAUGGCCACCCGUUAGUCCGAGGUAGACCAGAUAGUUUAGAGCAAGUUGUUUUCACCGGAGAUAUUUGAAGGGUAACAAUCCACUCGAAUAUGCAACAAAUUAGCAACGUAAUUAGUUGAAAUAAAGUUCCGCAUUCCGGUGAAUGGUUGUGUAAUUUUUUGUGGUUAAAUUAUGUUAAAAAGCUGAAAUAAACGUCAGUUUGAUAGGACAGGUUGUGCAUUGUACAUUUAUCGCUAGCGAUAUAGCUGCGGAAGACGCGUAAGAAAUUGGUACAUUUUAUGAACAUAUUUAUCAUAUCUGGUGUUUGGUGUCGAUGAAAAAAUGUGUGGUAUUUUCUACGCCAUGUGACUAAGCUUGGUUGGUAUUUUUUAACACGUCAAUUGCAGUGGAAACGUUUUCCUCAAUGUCCGGUACAAAAGAUAACGAAAUGAGUAAACUAGCAGCAACUGAGGGUGCCGAUUGUGGAAAAGAUGAAGAAAUGGCCGGCAAAGACGUGGCUCAGGACAAUGUUAGCAUACGAAAAAUUCUCGAAGGAAUGACGAACGAGUUCAACAAAAGCCUGAGCUUGAACAAAACUCUUGAUGUUGAAAAUACGACACAGAAAAAUAACAAAGUUGAUAGUAUCCUUAAGGAUCAUGAGAGGGUUCUCAAACAUUCCAAGGUCGUUGAUGAAGAACCAACACAAGUUGAUGAAGUAUCAGAAGAGUGCACUCAGGCUACCAGAACCAAAGCACCAGACGUCAUAGAUGAUCCUGCUGAAAAAGCAGUCCAAGAAAAUGACCACAGCCCCGAAAAGGACAUUACCUCGAAAAAGGAUAGUCCGAAUAAAGAAUCUAUACCAAGAAUAAUAUUGACAUUUAGAACAAUAGACGAGAACACGGAUGAUGGAAAAAAGACAAAAAUAUCCAGCUGUUCCUCCAAUCUCAAGUUGGUUCCUGAUGAAUUGACCAAUUGCGACCAAAUCGGUGGUGUUUCGGUGAAAAUUGAAACUUCUGAUGAAAAUUCAAAUCCUGCCGAUAAGUCGGAUGAAAAUCAAGAAAAAAUUGAAGCAGAUCUGGAGGUACUAGGCAAAAUCAAAGAUGAGGAUAACCAGGAGCAAAAAGUGAAAGAAGAGACGGUGAAUCCUCACAUGGAGUUGAUUGAAAAUAAGGAAUCAGAAUCUUCUGAGAAGAUUGAUUCGAGUAGCAAGAAAGUCAAGGUUCCAGAGCUCAGUAAAAUCACGACAGAAACAGCAGAACCUAAUUCGCCCCCUAAGAAAAGAAGGGUAGGACGUCCUAGGUUAAGAGCAUUAAGCGAUUCAACGGAAGAGCUGCCAGGACCUGCAGGACCAAAACGUUCCGCUCGUCGUUUGUGCAAAGAGUCUUUCAAAAGUACUGUACUGGAGAGUGCGAUGGCCCGUAAAGAGAAAUCGAAUUAUACUGAUGAGCGAAAAUUCAAAAAUGAGAAAAAGUAUAGCAGACCCGGAAGACCUAAAAAAAUCGUUAAAUGGAAAGAUCAGAAUAAGCAAUCCGAUAAAAAAAACUGUGAAAAUCGAACUGAUAAUUCUCGGAAUGUGACAGACAUAAAUGGUAUGCCAUCAGAUGUAAAUGCCUCUUUGGAUUCAUCCAGAAACAACACAACUUUGUCGGACAAAAGUCCAAACGAUAUUAGCUCGGAAGAUCCACAGAAUUCUUCCAUGGAUCUUGAAGGAAUGCCAAAGUUGUCUCCAAUUACAAAAACUGUAGAUAGUAGUCAGACUAGUUCUGGUCAUUCUACAAGCCCUACGAGAGAAGACGACAUGGCCAUGAACAUUGAAAGUGAUAAACCUUUUUUGAAACCUAUCAUCAGUCGUAGUAAACGAGAACGUGGCCGACCAAAAGGAAGCACCAGUGCUAGAAAAAUAGCUAAAGUAGAUUCUUUCAAUGAAGAUGGAUCACCAUCUGUUGCAGAAACUGGUAAAAACAACGACUAUCCUGAAGAAGGCACAGUCCCGGCAAAAAGAACUCGGCGUAGUAUGGUUCCUAGUCCAAGUCCUGCCGAGGGUCAAGCAUCAAAACCAGAAUCCACGGCAAUUUUGAAUGAAGUCUAUACACCCUCUUUAUUGUGCCUGUGCCAGAUACGUUCUCAAUUAUACGUAACGAUCACAGGUUCUGGGGCCCCUCUUUAUUGUACAGCAACAGAUUCGAUAGAUAGUAAAGUUGUAGGCUGCUGCAACGAAGUAGAUAGCAACGACGUUGCAAUGCGCCGACCUAGUGCCAGAGUGCCUUUCAUAAUACUUUGUCGUAUGCAUAAGGAGCGAUUGCUUAGACACAACUGCUGUCCAAGUUGUGGACUAUUUUGUACACAGGGUAGGUUUGUCCAGUGUGUAAAUGGGCAUCAGUACCACAGAGAGUGUGAGAUAUACCCUAAUAAAAAAGCGUUGUGUCCUCAUUGUGGCUGCGACAGUUCGUCGUACGAUGUAGCAAUUACUAUGAGAGCAAUGAGGAAACCUGUAUUCAUACCAACUCGGAGAAAGUUUUCUAAGUUACCAUCUGCAAAAAUGAGUUUUACGGGAAAAGGAGACAAUACCAAACUGGCGGGUAGACCUCCCAGUCCUUUGAUCCCACCGGAAGCUAUUAAGAUUCAACAACCAAAUUGUAACGCUGACAGACCAGAACGUUAUACGAUUAUGAGUCUAUAUACGUCUGUCAAAAAUGGAGAUUUAGAGAAGUUGGUCAAUGUAUUAGCAUGUGGUUACAAUGCUAAUCACACAUUUCGUGAUUAUGCUCUUCGCACAAGCUUACACAUUGCGGCUGAUAAAGGUCAUUUGUCGUGUGUCCAUACCUUGGUACAAGCAGGGGCCCAGCUAGAUGUUAUGGAUAAAAAUCAGCUAACCCCGUUGAUGCUAGCUGCCGCAAAGGGAAAAGUUGAUGUUGUAAAAUACUUGAUUAAGAUAGGAGCUGAUGUAACAUUGAAAGGUGAAGAUGGUAUGACAGUGUUGCAUAUGGCAGCUAAGUCUGGGCAUUUGGAUGUGUGCCAAAUCAUUUUAGCUGAAUGCAAGGUUCCAAGAACCCUAGUAGACUCAGUGGAUGAUGGCGGUUGGACGAGUUUGAUUUGGGCUUGCGAAUUUUGUCAUACAGAAGUAGCUAGAUUUUUGCUUGAAAAACGAUGUGACCCUUUGAUAAGAGAUGCUGAGCAGAAUAUAGCUUUACAUUGGAGUGCAUUCAGUGGAAGUUCAGAAAUUACGGAACUCUUACUAAACCAAGGGUGUGAUGUCAACGCUGUCAAUGUUCACGGGGAUACGCCAUUACAUAUCGCUGCCAGGCAAGAUCAGUAUGCUGUAAGCGUUUUACUUUUGGCACGGGGUGCUAAAAUUGGAGAAACAAAUACAGCUGGAGAAACUGCUGUAAAUUGUUGUCCAUCAGAAGGCGAUACUAUGGCAGCGUUGAGAUUGAAUGCAAAAGUGAACGAGUUAACGGAACACAUGUGGGAACCUACAGUUAAAAUAUUGUCGAAUGACAUAUCACGAGGCAAAGAAACAAAUCCCAUCCAGUGUGUGAAUGGGUAUGACUCUGAAGACAAGCCUACCGAUUUCUUAUACGUUACAGAAAAUUGUUUUACAAGUAGUAUAAAUGUUGAUCGUACAAUAACGUCGCUGCAAUCUUGCCGUUGCGAAGAUUACUGUAGUUCCGAGAAAUGCUUAUGCGGGAAUAUAAGUCUGAGAUGUUGGUAUGACGAAGAGGGAAAACUUAUUCCUGAGUUCAAUUAUGCUGAUCCGCCGAUGUUGUUUGAAUGCAACCAGGCUUGCGAUUGUAAUCGUAUAACAUGUAAUAAUCGGGUGGUGCAACAUGGCUUAACUCAAAGGUUUCAACUAUUUAGGACUAAAGGAAAGGGUUGGGGUCUAAGAACGUUGCGAUUCAUUCUAAAAGGGACUUACGUCUGUGAAUAUGUUGGAGAAAUCAUAUCUGAUUCUGAAGCCGAUCAUCGCGAAGAUGACUCCUAUUUGUUUGACCUGGACAACAGAGACGGAGAAACGUACUGCAUAGAUGCAAGACGCUACGGUAAUCUUGCUCGUUUCAUAAACCAUUCUUGUGCACCUAAUCUUCUACCUGUCCGAGUAUUCGUUGAGCACCAAGAUCUUCAUUUUCCAAGGAUUGCAUUCUUCGCUAACCGAGAUAUUGAUGCUGACGAAGAACUUGGUUUUGAUUAUGGCGAAAAGUUCUGGAUUAUAAAGUGCAAGUCAUUUACUUGUACCUGUGGUGCUGAAGCCUGUCGAUAUUCAGAAACUACAAUUCAACUCACGCUGGAUAAUUACAGAAGAAAAAUUCAACAGGAGGAGCAGCUUGCCGCACAAUUAUCUUAAUCUAAAACUUUUAGUUGGUGACUUUAGGAAAUGUUGCGAGAUUCCUGUAGCAUGGUGUCAAAUGAAAAAUGAAUGAGAAACCUGAGAGUAAAAAGUAAUAGUAAUAAUGAAGUGUCGAUUGAAAAAUUCAAAAUCUUGAGAAGGCUGGAUAUAAAGUUGGCAGCAUAGCCAGUAUAUCAAUUGUUAAUGAAUUUGAGAGAUGCGUUAACAUAAUUUAAAAAAGUUAUACUGUUAAAUAUUGUUUAUCACGUGGACCAUUAUCAUAAUUUGAUGCUGAAGCACUAUUAUAACUUAAUUAUAGGUAAUUAAGUUCAUUUCGUUUAAGGUAUUGGAAUGUUGACAGGGGUUGUAAUUUCGUAAUUAUUAGACUAAUAGUAAAACUGUUGCAAUUGCUCCAACUAUAGAUAAAAUGUUCCUGGAGUCUUGAAACAGAGGCAAAAACGGAAUAUUUUAU